Messenger RNA from Ramularia collo-cygni, 1692 nucleotides. Its product is annotated as related to origin recognition complex, subunit 2. Gene Ontology annotation, molecular function: DNA replication origin binding. The record is from RefSeq and is a predicted model, not a curated record. Bases 1 to 1692 code for a protein of 563 amino acids. Gene Ontology annotation, biological process: DNA replication. The transcript has a single exon. Gene Ontology annotation, cellular component: nucleus; nuclear origin of replication recognition complex. NCBI's taxonomy places the organism in Eukaryota, Fungi, Ascomycota, Dothideomycetes, Mycosphaerellales, Mycosphaerellaceae.
AUGGUCAAACGACGCAAGAUUGAUGAUGAAAAUGCGAGUGACGAUGGCUCCACUCCCCGCAAAUCCCGACGAACCGACAAUCCUCUCAUGGGCAGCCCAACACCUCUGAAAUCCAGUUUAAAAGCGACGCCCAACAGGACGAAUGGCUUCUUGUCGGUGGAUGCAACGCCGAGCAGUCUACGCAAAGUCUUGUUCGCUACUCCAUCCCAACCACUCCAUGAAGAUGACAUCGCCGUCGACACGCCAUUGGCGGCCCGCAACGAUCGGUCGGCGCAUAGAAAGAGUCAACAGACGUUGCUCCAUCGGAAUGCCAAUGAUGAUGAUGACGAUGAGAGGGAUGAUGAACGGGAUGAAGCCAUUGCGAACGCCAUUUUAGGUCAAGAAGAUGGGGAGGAUGACGAUGACGAUGAGGACAUUGAUGAGGAUGGAAUGUUGGAUGUGGGAGAGAUUGAUCUGGCGGCCACUCCCACCAAGAAGAAGCCCGGUCGACCACGCAAGAAGAGGAAGAGGGAGAGAACACCGAGUCCACCGCUCAAUCUACCCCCUCAUGAGCUCUUCUUCUUCCAAAAUCGAACCGGAGGGAAUAAGACAUCGGCCAAUACUCUGCCUGCGGGCACAUUGCUGACCCAUGAGGACUACUUCUCCCACAUCCAAUCCCACCAAGACUCACAUGCCCAAGACAUCUCCCGUCUUGCAAAUCUUCACGCUUUGGCAUUUGAUCAGUGGGAGUUUGAGCUGUCCACCAACUUCAACCUUUGUCUCUACGGGUACGGGUCGAAACGAGAGUUGGCUCACUCGUUUGCAGAACACCUCCACUACGCCCAGCCUUCGCACAAGACCGUGAUUGUGAAUGCAUACGCCCCAGGCCUCACCCCAAAGGAUAUUCUGCACACCCUCGCUCAGAUCAUCUUUCCACCCAACAAGAAGAACAAUGCGGCCCUGUCCAACCCACCAUUGUCAUUACUUCUCGAUAAUCUAACAAUCCCUCUCAACCUCAUCAUCAACUCCCUCGACCAUCCCAAUCUGAGAAAACAUCAAUCAUUCAUCUCUCAACUUGCCUCUCAUCCUCAAAUCUCCCUACUGGCCACGGUAGACACCAUCACAUUCCCCUUGUUAUGGGAUCUUCAAACGAGCGCACAAUUCCGCUUCCUCUAUCAUGACGCCACCACUUUCGCACCUUGGACUGCGGAGAUGGAAGUAGUCGAAGACGUCAACGCUCUGCUGGGGAGAAGUGGAGCUCGAGUGGGAGGAAGGGAUGGAGUGGCUUUCGUGCYCAAAAGCUUGCCCGAGAAUGCGCGUGUACUAUAUCGUAUCUUGGUCGGCGAACAACUCGCUCUUCAAGAUACCUCACCUGCAAUCCUCGACGACGAUGAAGAUGAUAUCCUCUCGGAUGAUUCUGCUCCAGGCAAGCGGAGAAUCAAAAAGGGCAGGCCGGCGAAGAAGAAGAAGAUGGCCACGCCGAGUAGGAGAGCUGUGGAGAAGUUACCCGAGGGAGUGGAAUAUAGGACGCUCUACCACAAGGCCGUCGAGGAGUUUGUCUGUUCUAGCGAGGUCAAUUUUAGAACUCUGCUCAAGGAAUUCGUCGAUCAUCGUAUGGUGGAGAGUAGAGUUGAUGCGGUCGGGACGGAGAGAUUGGUCGUUCCGUUUGGGAGGGAGGAGUGUGAGGGUAUUUUGGAGGAGUUGGUAGGUUGA